UGGGACCAUGGCGGGUCGGAACUUAGCUCUGCGCUAUGGUGCCCCCUGGUCCCCCAUCUCUGGGACUGAGGUACCUGGAUUCUGGCCCAGCUGGCAUCUCACCAGCAGUGGCGUCGCUCACCGCUUUAUCCCGCCCGUGCCCUUUCCUCCGCCCACUGUGCAGUCCACGGUCGCGGAGCCCCUGCCCGCAGCCGCAAAGCAGGAUUUGCAUAUCUGGGCUUUCGACGAGGUCAUCAACAGAUGGGAGACAACCUCGGGCUCAGCUUGUGUGCCCAAGACCCACGGCGGGCCCUAUGCGCAGCCCGAGGCCCCAGAUCUUGCGGACCCCAGGCGGACUGUGGGGAUCAAGGAUUUAGGGGAAAAACUCAGACACCGCGGCUGGCGCCUCCCUCUGACCACAAAGUACCAGUGCAGUGAGACUAGGGCGCAGUACACCGGCUGGCCCGGCCUGGAGCCGCCCUCCACCACCCAUGUCGGUCCCCAGCCCCUGGAGCUUGCAGACCACCACCGCGGGGGUCCUUCCCAGGCUCUAAUCCCCUGGACGAAGAAUUCCAAACUGGCCGGCCGGCCUUUCACAGUAUCUGACCAGGGCAUCCUGGAUCGCCAUCAGCCCUAUCUGACCACGACGGCUCGGGACUUCAAGGCCUACUCGAACAAGGAGUUGUCGGGAUGCCCUCCCAAGGGCUCGCUGACCUACUGGAGCUUCGAGGAGACGCCCCAGGUCUGGGGCCACGGCCCGAAGCAGCAGCCCAGUCCGCACUCUUCUCGGCUGCCUCGGCCACCGAAAAUCCGCGUGCCUCGCGGCAGCCUAAUGACGCCAGCUGUGCCGCAUUGCGGGGCGCUGUCUCUGGCUCAGGAAUCCUACAGACCCCCGCUGCACCCACUCCACCGGCUCGACCGUUUCUGCCCGCUAGAGCUGCCCUGGGGCGGCCCCCACUGGAAGCCCGUGUCAGGCAUCUACAGCGUGCCACAAGCUUACCGCACCGAGAACUCCAACUAUGGCAGCUUAAAGCUCGCGCUCGUCUGAGACAGACAGACCAGCCCCGCCCUGGACACGCCCCCCCGAGCCUGGAAGUCAGCGACUAGAAGCUAACCGGGCGGGACUAAGACCUGGAACCCCGCCCGUCACUUGGGGGCGGGGCAGAUCUUGGGGACCAACCCCCGAGCCGUGGGCGGGGCGAAUCCCACAUCCCUCUAGUCGAUUGCGGGGGCGGGACUGAGCCUGUUAAGUAUACUCAGGGUUGUGGGCUGGCGGAUGGGACACGCCUUCUGCGGGACAGAGCUUAAUGAGAGUUAAAUACCCUAAACCACUCUCUUUGCUGGGUUCGGUUCCGGCAUUCUGGCUGCUGGGGCCCUGAGUGUGAGGGAAGUGGGGUUCACGCUGAAUACCCUGUGGAGGGGCGGCUCAUCUGGUUGCCGGCGGAUCCCCCACCUCUGGUUACAGAAUCCAGUAUUGAAGCCAUGUCCCUCCUAAGAGGUUGGAAAGUCUAUGGUAGAUGGAGCAGGGUUGAGGCGUCAGUCCCUCACCAUUCGAGGGUUGUCAGAAGGGCCCUGCUCCAGCCUCUGCCAGGCUCCCCUCUUGAUAGAGGCAGGCCAACACAGCAGAAGGCACAACUUAAGGCUUCCUAUCCCCUAUUUCUUAUGACCCCAACACGACUGCGCUAGCACCGGGGGACUGAGUCUGCAAAGUUAGCCUCACCAUGGGUGUCUUCGGCUUCUUGGUGUGGGAGCCAUUCAGGGAGCGGGUGGGGAAGGGGGGUGGAGUGGGCCACUGAGCCACUCCUUCACCUCCCUGACCUUGUCUGCUUCUCGCCCCCGAGGAGAUUAGUGUCCAGGUUACCCCACCAUGCUGCCACCCUCAGUGGCCUUGCCGCCCCCACAGCCUGCAGGUAUAAGACCAGGUAAACACGACAGAGGAAACACCAAAGAUGGAGAUGCUCCAGGUAAGACUGUAGGGCCCCUGGGCACCUUGCAACCCCAUCCAGGCCACAGCUGACAGGAAGACGGAGAGUCCUGUGACCUUGUGAAGGAGGCCUCUUUCUAGAAGGCUGUGGACAGCCAGCAGGCUUACUGUCAGGAGAAGGGAAGCAGGUGGAGCAGGGCCUGAGGGCAGUU
Messenger RNA from Camelus dromedarius (Arabian camel), 2115 nucleotides. It is a transcript of the gene SAXO3, whose product is annotated as stabilizer of axonemal microtubules 3. NCBI's taxonomy places the organism in Eukaryota, Metazoa, Chordata, Mammalia, Artiodactyla, Camelidae. The transcript is spliced from 5 exons. The record is from RefSeq and is a predicted model, not a curated record. The coding region runs from base 8 to 1027 and encodes 339 amino acids.